AUGCAUUGGAUUCAAAACUACAUUAGAAACAAUGACACCCACACCAACGAGGAUUAUUUGAAUUCACUAACCUUGAACUUAAAAUCAAAAAUCGAUGACCUUAAGUAUAAAGCCGACCAAAACAGUAAAUUGUUCGAUGAAGUAUUGGAAUUCCUGUACAAGAUAACCAGAGGCAGAGACGAAUUCGUUUCUCGUUGGGAAGAACUUCGCACUCGAUGGCACGAUUUACUCAAUGAAAAUAAAAGAAAUGCAUUAUCGUUAUGUAAAUUCAUUUCAGUUUUAAAAAAUGAUAUGCUCCCCUUUUUACUUGACUCAAAUCAUCCUGCUCGAAGUAAGCGGGAAUACAUUGAAACUACAAUAAUCCCGCAACUAGAAGACAAUAGUAAAAAAGCAAGCCAAAUCCAAACAAAUUUUGAUAGAUUCAAAAAUGAAGUCAACACAUUCAUGUGGGAUUAUCAGUUGGAAUAUUGUGAUAACAAAUCGCCAUAUCAAGAAGCACUUAAUGAAAGAAUUCGAAGGUUACAGGACGAAAUUCAAAACAAAAAGAAGAAAUCGUACAUUCAAAUAGCAUUCGAAGUUGUUUUUACGGUGAUAUCCAUUGUUGUCGUGCGUUAUCUUAAAUUCCGUCCGAUAGCUCAUCUAGCCAACCCAAUUAUUAUGAACUAUUGUUUCCAGGAAAAGGAACCUGCCGAAUUGGAAAAUUUUCAAAGUGAAAUCCUAAAGUCGGAGGACGAAAUUAAGGAAAUCAGAAAUGGCAUCAAAUCUUUCGGUGACUUUUGGGCCUUCUCUAAACUACUUAUGGAACAUAUGUCGGAAAGUAUCAAUGAUUAUCAAGAUGACAAUAUUAAAGACGGUGAAAUUCAAAGGAUUAAAAAUUCAUUGGGUAAUUUAGAGAGUGCUUUAAAAGCUUAUGUUGAAUAA
Molecule: messenger RNA, 921 nt
Organism: Ambispora leptoticha
Lineage: Eukaryota; Fungi; Glomeromycota; Glomeromycetes; Archaeosporales; Ambisporaceae
Source: the annotation of a GenBank genome assembly